UAAUUUUAUAUAGCCUAAUCAUUAAAAAUAAGAAUAAAAUUUAAAAAUAUUAAAAGGAGAAAAAUAAAAAGUAAAUCAAUGAAAGACCAAAAAAUUUAAAUCUUCUCUUUGUUUCGAAAUUAACAUAUAGAUAUAGAGAUACAAGAAGAUAUAGAGACACAAGAAAUAACCGAUUUGUUUUAUUUUUCUUUUCAAUUAUUAUUCUUUUAGAAUUUUGGAAGGAAGAAUGUUCAACGUUGAUGGGAGUUGUUGGAUUAUACAAGAACCAUAAAGAAAAGCACAAGGCAUGUGUGUAAGACCAAUUUGAUUGCUAUAAAAACCCCACUUCCCUAUUUCCCUGAAUUAAAGCUUCACAGUCAUGGGGAAGAAUAAGACUUACUUAAUUCUUUGCAUGAAGAUAAUAUUGUUGUAUAGUUUCUUUGUAAGCAUAGCCGAUGGAGUAACAAACAUCGCCAGUGAUCAAGAUGCUCUUCUUGCCCUGAAAGUUCGUAUCAUUCGUGACCCUAAUAACCUAUUGGCAGCCAACUGGUCCAUUACUACCUCUGUAUGCACCUGGGUAGGGGUUACUUGCGGAGCUCGCCAUGGUAGAGUUACGGCUUUAGAUCUUUCUGACAUGGGCCUAACAGGGACAAUUCCUCCUCAUCUUGGGAACUUGUCAUUCCUUGCAUUCAUCUCUUUCUACAACAACAGGUUCCAUGGCUCUCUGCCCGAUGAGCUCUCCAAGUUACGCCGGAUAAAAGCCUUCGGCAUGUCAACUAACUAUUUCAGUGGUGAGAUCCCAUCAUGGAUAGGGUCCUUCACUCAACUUCAACGAUUGAGUCUGAGCUCUAACAAGUUUACAGGUGUUUUUCCAACAUCGAUAUUCAAUCUCUCAGAACUCAAUCUUUUAUCUUUGUCUUCUAAUAAACUUCAAGGCUAUAUUCCAGCAGCCAUUGGAAAUCUCUAUAGCCUGAGAAUACUGAAUUUGAGUCAUAAUCAUUUUUCAGGUUCCAUACCCUCUAGUAUCUUCAAUAUUUCUUCACUCCAAGUGAUUAAUUUCAGCCAUAACGAGCUUUCAGGUUUGUUGCCAGCCAUCUUAGCCAACAACACCAUAUCUUCACUUUGGCUACUCGAUUUUGGGACCAAUAAUCUAACGGGUCGCCUCCCACCAAAUAUCUUCACCCAUCUUGCUAAUUUGAGAGCUUUGUAUUUAAAUUCCAACCUAUUUAAUGGUCCAAUUCCUUCCACUUUGAUGGCAUGCCAGCAAUUAAAACUUUUAGCUUUGUCAUUCAAUCAUUUUGAAGGAAGCAUACACAAGGAUAUUGGGAAUUUGACCAUGCUUCAGGAAUUAUAUCUUGGUGGUAACAACUUCAGUGGCACUGAAAUUCCGAAAUCUAUGGGAAAUCUUUUGUACAUGGAGACACUGAGUCUACCGAGCUGUGGUUUAAUUGGCCCAAUACCUUCGAGUAUAGGAAACCUGACUCGGCUAAAGACUCUUGAACUCCGCGAAAAUGGCUUAACAGGUACCAUUCCAGAUGAGAUCGGUGACCUUGCUCACCUAGAAGAAAUUAUUCUUAACGUUAACGGUCUUUCUGGACUCGUUCCUUCUGGAAUCUAUAAUGCUUCAAAGAUGACCGCGAUAGGAUUAGCUCUUAAUCAACUAUCAGGCUAUCUUCCUUCGAGCUCAAAUCUUCCAAAUCUUGAAUUCUUUAUCAUUGAAGAUAAUAACUUCACCGGUCCGAUUCCUGUUUCUCUCUUUAAUGCUUCCAAACUUGGUAACAUAGACUUGGGCUGGAAUUCAUUCUACGGCCCUAUUCCUGACGAGCUUGGUAAUUUAAAAAGUCUAGAGGUUUUCACUUUCUGGGUAAAUCACCUGACCGUCAAAUCUUCGUCUUCAGGAUUGAGCUUGUUCUCUUCUUUGACAAAGUGCAAACAUUUGAGACGAUUUGAUCUGAGUAACAAUCCAUUAAAUGGCAAUCUUCCAAUUUCUGUUGGAAAUCUAUCUUCCUCUCUCGAAGUGGUCGAGAUUUUUGAUUGUGGAAUUACAGGCGCCAUUCCUAAAGAAAUUGGCAACUUAAGCAGCUUAAGUUGGUUAGAUUUAGGUGCAAAUGACUUGAGGGGAACCAUUCCUACCACAAUAAGAAAAUUAGGGAAGCUCCAAGAAUUAAAACUUCACUAUAAUAGAUUAGAAGGGUCUUUUCCCUACGAAUUAUGUGAUUUGCAGAGUUUGGCUUAUUUAUAUUUAGAGGUAAAUGCGCUUUCUGGACAAAUCCCAUCAUGCCUAGGCAAUGCGAAUUCUCUAAGGACUCUCUCCAUGGGAAUGAAUAAAUUUAGUUCCACAAUACCUUCAACUUUGUGGAGACUUGCAGAUAUCCUGGAACUAAACUUAUCAUCCAAUUCUUUAAGUGGCUCUCUCGCAGUAGAUAUUGGCAAUUUGAAAGCUGUGACACUAAUUGAUUUAUCAGGAAAUCAAUUAUCAGGUCACAUCCCAUCUAGCAUAGGAGGCCUUAAGACUCUAUUAAACCUUUCUUUAGCUGUUAAUAUUGGAAGGCUCUAUCCCUCAAUCAUUUGGUGAUGCA
Messenger RNA from Ricinus communis (castor bean), 2558 nucleotides. Its product is annotated as LRR receptor-like serine/threonine-protein kinase GSO2. Bases 359 to 2554 code for a protein of 731 amino acids. Lineage: Eukaryota; Viridiplantae; Streptophyta; Magnoliopsida; Malpighiales; Euphorbiaceae. The record is from RefSeq and is a predicted model, not a curated record. The transcript is spliced from 4 exons. Gene Ontology annotation, molecular function: protein binding.